AAAUACAUAUGUUGAUGUUUAUAUCGUAAUUAAUUGAAUAAUGAUAAAUUGAAUAAAGACUGCAAGUCAUAAUUCAUAGCAAGAUUGAUGUAUGAGGUAGAUAUUUCAAGUUGAGAUUCAUCGCCAAAAAUGGAAGAAGAUAUAUUCAAUUCGCUAGUUCUUGCACUCUCAGAUGUAGAUUACAGAUUCGUGAAUGCUAAUGCAAAUAUUCAAAGACUACUUGAACUUUAUAGUAAUACCGCAUCUGGUUUACGAUUACCACCACCUGCCGCUAAGCAUAUUAUUGAAAACUUACCUGAUGUAACAAUAACCGAAGAAGCACAAUGUAUAAUAUGUCUGAAAAAUUUUUCUGUGGGAGAUACAGCUAAAAAAUUACCAUGUAAUCACUUGUAUGAUAAAGAGUGUAUUGUCCAGUGGCUUGAAAAGACUAAUACCUGUCCUAUGUGCCGUUUUGAAAUGGAAACAGAUGAUGAGGAAUAUGAAAAAGAAAGAAAAGAAAAGCUCAGAGCUAAGCAGAGGGAGGCAGAAUUAGAAAUCCUUCAUGCUUCUAUGUAUUCAUAACAUAAAAAAAAAUGGCAAUUGAUGGGGUGAAAGGUUUAUUCAUAUAAAUUUUAUUCAGGUAUCCUUGAUAUAAA
Messenger RNA from Coccinella septempunctata (seven-spotted ladybird), 635 nucleotides. Its product is annotated as E3 ubiquitin-protein ligase RNF181-like. Lineage: Eukaryota; Metazoa; Arthropoda; Insecta; Coleoptera; Coccinellidae. The coding region runs from base 130 to 561 and encodes 143 amino acids. The transcript has 3 exons. The record is from RefSeq and is a predicted model, not a curated record.